Messenger RNA from Poecilia latipinna (sailfin molly), 869 nucleotides. Its product is annotated as low affinity immunoglobulin gamma Fc region receptor III-like. The record is from RefSeq and is a predicted model, not a curated record. The transcript has 6 exons. Gene Ontology annotation, molecular function: transmembrane signaling receptor activity. NCBI's taxonomy places the organism in Eukaryota, Metazoa, Chordata, Actinopteri, Cyprinodontiformes, Poeciliidae. Gene Ontology annotation, biological process: immune response; cell surface receptor signaling pathway. Bases 25 to 795 code for a protein of 256 amino acids. Gene Ontology annotation, cellular component: external side of plasma membrane.
GUUGUCGCCCAGCAGAGAGGAAGCAUGAACUUCACAGCACUCUGCGCUGCUCUUGCUGUUGUGAGAAUCCUUCCGAACAGAUCUCAGUUCUUUCUGCACGAUUCGGUUACGCUGAGCUGUGUGGACAGUGAAAACUCUUCCGACUGGACAUUGAAGAGAAACACGGCCAAGAACCAAAAGACAGACUGGGGAAAGAGAAACGGGUCACAGCGUAUAAUAGAUGCUGUUUAUCCGUUUGACAGUGGGCGGUACUGGUGUGAGUCUAGAGCCGGAGCGCGCAGCGAGAUCAUUAAUGUUACUGUGACAGACGGCCCUGUGAUCCUGCAGAGUCCUGUCCUUCCUGUAGCCGAGGGGGAAGCAGUGAUUCUGCGUUGCAUCCAUAACCAGGCCUCUUCCUCCUCCAACUUUACGGAGUUUUAUAAAAACGGCCUCCUGAUCGGAAGCAGCUCAACUGGGAGCUUCACUAUCCGAGAUGUUUCCGAGUCUGAUGAAGGCCUCUACAAAUGUAACAUUACAGGAGCAGGGGAAUCCCCAGAGAGUUGGCUGUCAGUCAGAGGAUGCCAGCUAGACUCCUUUCACUUUCAUCCCAUGUACGUGUUACUUCCUGUUGUUGCCACCUGCCUCUUGUUUGUCUGUGGGAUGCUGCUAUGUCUAAGGAGGAUUGUCGAAGCUGAAGUGGAUGAUGACGUUUCCUACACUGACGUCACCUUCCUACACAAAGAGGCGCCGAAGACAAACUCAGAGACGACUUCAGAGCUAAAGCUGUACUCAACAAUCAAACCAGGAAACUGCUGAAAGGAACCCACCUGAUGCGAUCACAGCCAUAUUCUUUGUUGGAUCUUUAUGUGUUUUAUGUAGUAAGUAUUGUG